Lingula anatina is the source of this 1519-nucleotide messenger RNA. RefSeq lists its product as uncharacterized. Lineage: Eukaryota; Metazoa; Brachiopoda; Lingulata; Lingulida; Lingulidae. The record is from RefSeq and is a predicted model, not a curated record.
GUGACUGGCAGAAUUGCACACUUUGGCUUUGGGAGAGCGACGCGAAAGAAUGAAGACGCAAUUUCUCUGGAGUCUUCUCUUACCACUCAUGGCUGUGGUCAUCCACAAUGUCAAGAGCCAGGACGCUGAGGCAUCACCUACGUUGUCAGAGAUAAGUUCUAUGGUUCAAGAUUUAAAGAACGUUGUGGAUCUCCUAGCAAACCAGCUGAUGAUGCAGCAGUUGAUAGUAGAGGAGAAAGCGAGGUUCGACGGGGCGUCUGGAAUCAAGCAGAUUCGAAUGGAUAUUGCCGGCACGCGCCCGUAUCACACGCCCUCCCACGUGCGAGACAGCGUAGCAGCCUACCACGAUCAUGCUAAUUACGAUAGAACCGUGGGCAUGGGGGAGAUCUCCGCCGUCUUGAAUGGGGUCGAAUUUAAGACCAGGCACAACGACUUCAAGCUGGUCAUGCCGUGUACAAGCGAUGAGUCUUAUCACUGUAUAGAGAACAUCCCCUUCCCGCCCGUCCCGCCAGAGGUAACAAGUAAGACGACGGUAGAGGAACAGAUAGCAGAAAUGAAGGAGUGGUUCAAAGCAUUCCGUGAUCAGAAUAGUUAUGUGCGGGACUACAGGAAGUACUUCAAGCCUGUCAUGUGUUAUUUGGAGGGCACGUGGACCAAGAUAAGCCCAGACGGUAAACUGGAAGAGUCCUUCCAAAGCGACCGUCACGCUCUUGACGCCACCGACUGGGCAGACCUUCACCAGAAGACCCGGUUCACCUCCUACUCGGGCCGAAAGAGCCAGUUGGAGAAUUUCGCCUUUCUCCCUGUGGCCGUGAUGAACAUCACUGACGGCAUUCCCAAGAUGGCGCAGUGGAACUACCGGAUACUGUGUCACCCUAUCAGCAAAGACAUCAGCACCUCGGUCUUCAGGGUGCGCGAUGACCUCGGCUCCAGGCUGGCCUACCAGAGCGACUUUGAGACGCAUUCGAAGACGCGCAGGGCAAGGUUCCAAUUAAACCCGGACAACUCCAAAUUCUGGCCGGAUGAGCACCUGUUCGUCCGCGGGUUGACCGGCCUCUUGGACCAGAUCAUGGAAGAGAUCCCCGGCAAGAAUAACUACCCUGCUUAUCUGGAAGAUAACAUAUUUGACGAGCCAUUUUACCGGUUGGAGCCUCUGGAGAACGGCACGGAAGUGAUGCUCAACGCCGCCAGGUAUCAUCGGUGGUAUCAGGUUAUUAAAGCGGGUGCCAGCGGCCGGAAAACUCGUCAUCGCAGCUAUUCAGAUGCCAAUGUAUUCAUGGCCAUGACAGAUAAAGACGAGGUCGUCGGUAUGACGUUUAAGAAGUGUAACCAGAACGGCAGAGAUUGUAAAUGGGCUGAUCAAAAAUGGUCGUAUGCCAUACCUUUGGAAAUCAUUUAUUUGACACCGCUGAGCUUGUGGAACCCCUACAACCUUAAAGCUUGGGGGAAAGACCCGGAUAAAAUGGUGGUCACGGCAGAAGACGUAUACAACAGGGCACAAAGGACAUCAUACAAGUAA